AUGAGGCUCCAGCCUCUCUUCGCCAUAGCCGCGGGUCUCCAGCUUGCAGCGACCGCCCUUGCCGCCUCGAAUUCCAGCUUCGUGCCAUCCCAGACAUGCGAGGUCAAGGCGGCCGGCGAUCCCAACAUCGACGAUGCGCCCACAGUUCUCGCCGCGUUCGAGCGCUGCGGCAACAAUAGCAGGAUCGUCUUUGCCGCGGACACGAUAUAUCACAUCAACUCGGUCAUGGAGGUUCGCGACCUGCAAAACGUACAGAUUGACAUCCACGGUACUCUGCUGUGGUCUGCAAACAUUGACUACUGGCUUGCGCACUCGAUGCCCGUGGGCUAUCAGAACCAGUCCACCGCCUUCAUCCUGGGCGGCGACAACGUCAACAUCAAUGGCUUUGGCACCGGCACGCUCGACGGCAACGGCGACGUGUGGUACCGGUGGAUCGACACCAAGCACAACAAGUCCAACUGGCCAGGCCGCCCGCACCAGAUUACCUUUAACGGGCUCACCAACUCGACUGUCGAGAACCUUAAUUUCCUGCGCAGCCAGAUGUGGACCAUGUCAAUCAUUUACUCGCACUACGUCGACCUGAACAACAUCUUUGUCAACAACACGGGCACCACAGUCCAGAGCUUCAACAAUGACGGCGCAGACACGAUAUACUCGUCGCACAUCAACUUUGACCGGUGGACGGUCUACAACGGCGACGACUCGAUCUCGCUCAAGGCCAACAGCACCGACGUGAGCAUCACCAACAGCGUGUUUUACGACGGCAGCGGGAUCGCGUUUGGCAGCAUCGGGCAGUUCCGCGAUGUGUUUGAGACGAUUGAGCGGGUCAAGGUGGACAACAUCACGCUGCACAACACGAUACAUGCGGCCUGGGUCAAGACAUGGACGAAUGAUCAGAACGGCUACGCACCCAACGGCGGCGGGGGCGGUCUUGGCUUCGCUUCCAACAUCUCCAUCACCAACGUCCACGCCACCGCCCUGCGCGCGGGCGCCUUCACCAUCUCGCAGUGCACGCGCUUCUGGGGCGCUCCCGGGGACGGCAACUGCACCAACUCGCGCUUCCAGGUGCGCGACAUCACGAUCGACGGCAUGACGGGGACCUCGCGCUCGUCGGUGGUCACGUCGCUUCAGUGCAGCGCCGUCGCCCCCUGCGAGGACAUCUCGAUCCGCAACGUCGACAUUGCGCUGCUUUCGGGCCCGGGGUCGGGCGGCAGCGGCGGCAAGGACGCGGGCGAGUACCUGUGCGGCAACGCGCUGGACCUCCAGGGCUUCAACUGCACGGGCACCCCUUGCGUCGGGGGCAGCGCCAUCGGCGAGUGCUCGUCGGCCAGCAGCAGCAAUCACGCCCUGCAACCAGGCCACAGCGGCAGCGGUGGCCCGAGGAUCAUAUCUGCGGCUCUGGGUCUGUGGCGGAGGGCGGAUGUAGGGGCGGCGCUGGCUGUCAGUCUGUGGCUGCUCUGCUAG
This is a messenger RNA of Microdochium trichocladiopsis, 1464 nucleotides long. Its product is annotated as galacturan 1,4-alpha-galacturonidase B. Gene Ontology annotation, biological process: carbohydrate metabolic process. Bases 1 to 1464 code for a protein of 487 amino acids. NCBI's taxonomy places the organism in Eukaryota, Fungi, Ascomycota, Sordariomycetes, Xylariales, Microdochiaceae. The record is from RefSeq and is a predicted model, not a curated record. Gene Ontology annotation, molecular function: polygalacturonase activity. The transcript has 6 exons.